Molecule: messenger RNA, 2227 nt
Organism: Scatophagus argus
Lineage: Eukaryota; Metazoa; Chordata; Actinopteri; Scatophagidae
Gene: selplg
Product: selectin P ligand
Exons: 3
Coding region: 273-1619 (448 amino acids)
Source: RefSeq, a predicted model, not a curated record
CUUAGACAGAAGUGUGAUCAGAAGUGAACAUGCGAGAAGCGUCCCUUUACAGAACUGAGCACUUCCUACUGCUUUAACAUCAGGACGCGCAGAGUAAGCAUGCUCAGAACAGCAGCACCUGCGCUCUCCUCAGCUCUCUGUCAGUGAGCAGAGCUACAGUCAACAUGUCAGUGGAUGUUCUCCCAGAGAAGAUGAAAUGAGCUGAACUCAAUUUUUGCCAGAUGUUUAUUCUUUACCUCUGAACAACCAGCAGCAAGGUGUUUUAAACAACAAUGUUGCGGCUCAGCAUGAAGAUGUAUCUGGCUCUGCUAUGGGGAAUAUCUGCUUUGUUUUCUAUGCAGUCCAUGAGUGCUUCCGUAACAGAAACCACCAAGAUGAGUCCAACAGCUGAGCCCAUCAAGACAACCAAGCAGCUCAUCAAUGCACCUGUAGUUCAUAAUGAAACAGAGAUGCACUCUGUGACCUGGCAGUCCACUCACAAACCUGCAGAAGUUAGUGUUUCUGCAACACCGGGGCCCACCGUUCAACCCAAAGCGAUAAUGGAAGAGGCAAUCACCAUGGACAGAGACAGCUCAAAUGAUAGCACGACAACACUUAACUCAGGUCCGCAGUUGCUUCAUACCUCCGCAGCAGUGACCGCAGCUGCAGAGGAAGCACACAUACCACACAACACGACAAUCUCAAAAACUGAAAAACCUACAGAGAAACAGUCACAUCGGCAAUCACCCACCAUUUCAGCUGACAUGAUUUCUUCUGCAGUGACUUCUGCAACAACCUCUGCAGCACCCUUAGCUACAGAUACCGUGUCUUCGCCGGAGCCCACAUCCUCCACUAAGCCUGAAGUUACAUCCCCCACAUCUUCCACCACCUCUCCUCCUGAUUUUACUCAGACUCCAGUCUUCAACCAGAACACCAGCAGUUCCCCAGCUUCCACUGUGUCCACAACGAACCCCUCUGAGGCAGGACCUGUGUCUGAACUUACUUCUUCACCUGCCAAAAUAAGUGAGACUUCUGCCAGCAACAGCGAGCUUUCGUCGACAUCUCAGUUAGUGUCUGUGACGAUGACCCCCACCUCCAAAUUUACUGAUACAGGUUUGUCAAGCUCUACGACCGAGCCUCCCACUAUUUCAUUCUCAACCGAUUCUGCCAACACCAUCACCACUGCCAACUCCACCAGUCCUGCAGGAGCCUUCAUCCGACCCAAGAUGUUGCCAGUCCCAACAAUUAGUUCGACUCCAGCAACUACAACUGCGCUCAAUGAAGCCUCCCAGAGUCCAUCCAGCACUGAGGUCCAAUCCUGCUCCACCCGUGGAGUGGUGACGCAAUGCCUUAUUAUUGUCGCCUCUCUGGCUGUCUUGGCCACCGUCUUCAUGGUUUCAACCAUUAUCCUCUGUACCAAGCUGUCAGCAAGGAAGUACAGGGCCAAGAAACCUCAGCAGGCCACAGAGAUGAUGUGCAUCUCGGCUCUGCUGCCUGAAAGGAAUUACACCUAUACAAGACAACGCAAUCCAGUGACUAACGGAGUCCUAGUGAUGCACACAGCUGGAGACAGUGACGAGGACGGGGGAGAUAAUCUUACUCUCAGCAGCUUCCUGCCAGAAAAUGACCGUCUUGUUUAGAUGGAAUCAUAAUAGUAACUGUCACGUACAUGCCUCCAUCAGACCUCAGAUUGAUUCAGCUGAAUGGUUUGUCUGAUGUCUGUGAUGGGGAAACAGUUGCUGUUUGAAUAAACUCAUACUUCCUCCUUUGAUGUUGGUGGUUUGGCCUCACUGCACACUCAGUUGCUGUGGAGGAAAAGACAUAGAAACCACACACAGGCAAAAAUGAAAUAAAUAAAAAUAAACAGUUACCGUUUCAUGUUCAUGUACCAUUAACCUUAUGUGUCAUUUAAUGUAGCCAGGUCUUCAAGUGUGUACUUUUGGCAAAAAUAAAGACUUUUUGCUUUAUUUUACACUUGCCCUCCUGGGUGAGUGAUCAAAGAUUUCUUUUUUAGAACAUCCUGAGCUGAGCCCUGAUUGUGUUUCACUUAGCGACCAGAGACAGGAAGUCUUAUUUUGUCGAGGGAUUACUGUUCUCCAAGGACUCUGUUCAGCUUACAAAUGCGAUUCUGUUAGCAAUGAGGCUUCAUUGUAUGAACUCUGUUAUUUGAUUUAUGGCAACUGUAUGUGACUUUGGAUAUUUGUGUAGAGUUUCUGUAUUGUGAUAAUUUAUUAAACUAAUGUGUUAU